This is a messenger RNA of Morus notabilis, 696 nucleotides long. Its product is annotated as ADP-ribosylation factor. The transcript is spliced from 7 exons. Gene Ontology annotation, biological process: intracellular protein transport; vesicle-mediated transport. Lineage: Eukaryota; Viridiplantae; Streptophyta; Magnoliopsida; Rosales; Moraceae. Bases 113 to 658 code for a protein of 181 amino acids. Gene Ontology annotation, molecular function: GTP binding; GTPase activity. The record is from RefSeq and is a predicted model, not a curated record. Gene Ontology annotation, cellular component: cytoplasm.
CCUUCCAUUUCGUUCCUAAUUCUUUCUUUCUUCCUGGGCAGCUUCUCAGAUCUGCCCCAUUUCUCCGGUUCUUCGUAAUCGCCAUCGUCGUCCUUGCCUUCCAAGAUAAAGGAUGGGGUUGUCUUUCACCAAGCUUUUCAGUCGGCUUUUUGCCAAAAAGGAGAUGCGAAUUCUCAUGGUUGGUCUUGAUGCUGCUGGUAAAACCACCAUUUUGUACAAGCUCAAGUUGGGAGAGAUUGUGACAACUAUUCCUACAAUUGGAUUCAAUGUCGAGACCGUGGAAUAUAAGAACAUUAGCUUUACUGUCUGGGAUGUUGGUGGUCAAGACAAGAUUCGACCUCUGUGGAGACACUAUUUCCAGAAUACUCAAGGACUGAUCUUUGUGGUUGACAGCAAUGAUCGUGACCGUAUAGUUGAGGCUAGAGACGAGUUGCACCGGAUGCUGAAUGAGGAUGAAUUGAGGGAUGCUGUGCUGCUCGUUUUUGCUAACAAGCAGGAUCUUCCAAAUGCUAUGAAUGCUGCUGAGAUCACAGACAAACUUGGUCUUCACUCGCUCCGCCAACGUCACUGGUAUAUUCAGAGCACAUGUGCCACCUCUGGGGAAGGGCUUUAUGAGGGUCUCGACUGGCUCUCCAACAAUAUUGCUAACAAGGCUUAAAAACGAUGAGUUGACUCCUGGUGGACUUUUUGUGGCUA